AUGGCUUGUACACAAUUUAUUCCUGCAAUACAAAUUGGUGCACCUAUUACGUAUUGGGGUCCAUUAGGAUUUGUUUUAACAAUAACUUUAAUAAGAGAAUUUUUUGAUGAUUUUGCAAGAUUUUUACGUGAUAGAGAAAUGAAUGGUGAGAAAUAUGAAAAAUUAACACGAGAUGGAUUUGUUACUAUAAAAAGUUGUCAAAUACAAGUUGGUGACCUUAUAAUGAUUCAUAAAGAUCGUCGAAUACCGGCAGAUGUAGUAUUACUAAGAACAUCAGAAAAACAAGGUGCUUGUUUUAUAAGAACUGAUCAAUUGGAUGGUGAAACAGACUGGAAAUUACGUAUUGCAGUUCCAUAUACACAAAAUUUGACUAGUGAUCUUGAAUUAAUGAAUAUUAAUUGUGAAGUUUAUGCAGAGAAACCACAAAAAGAUAUACAUGCAUUUGUUGGUACAUUUAAAAUAACUAAUGAUGAUAAUACAAUACAUGAUUGUUCACUAAAUGUAGAAAAUGUUCUUUGGGCAAAUACAGUUUUAGCAUCUGGACAUGCUAUUGGUGUUGUUGUAUAUACUGGUCGUGAGACACGUUCAGUUAUGAAUACAACUCUUCCUGAUUCAAAAGUUGGUCUUCUUGAUAUGGAAGUAAAUAAUUUGACUAAAAUUUUAUUUUUAUUUGUUAUGGUAUUAAGUGCUGUUAUGGUAUUAAUGAAAGGACUAGAUAAUAAUUGGUACAAAUAUCUUAUUCGUUUUGUUUUACUUUUUUCAUAUAUUAUUCCAAUAUCACUUCGUGUAAAUUUAGAUAUGGCUAAAUUAUUUUAUGCAUGGAUUGUUGGUAGAGAUAAAUAUAUUCCUAAUACAGUUGUUAGAUCUAGUACAAUUACAGAAGAAAUGGGAAGAAUUGCUUAUCUUUUAAGUGAUAAGACAGGGACAUUAACAAGAAAUGAAAUGAGAUUUAAAAAAAUUCAUCUUGGUACGGUGGCAUUUUCAACUGAUUCAUUUAGUGAUGUAACAAAACAUGUUGAAAGUGCAUAUAAAGGCACCUUAGGAAGACAUUCUUUUUCUGUUAAACUUCAAACGGCUGUUGAAACAAUAGCAUUAUGUCAUAAUGUAACACCUAUUUAUGAAAAUGGAACAGUAUCAUAUCAAGCUGCAUCUCCUGAUGAAGUUGCUUUAGUUGAAUGGACUGAAGUUGUUGGUGUAAGAUUAGCUGAAAGAGACCUAACUUCAAUGACUUUACAAUUGAAUAAUGGUGAAACUCGUGCUUUUCAAAUUUUACACCUUUUUCCAUUUACAUCUGAGUCAAAAAGAAUGGGUAUUAUAGUAAAAGAUCAAACUACAGAUGAAAUAUCAUUUUUAAUGAAAGGUGCUGAUACAGUAAUGAGUAAAAUUGUUCAAUAUAAUGAUUGGUUAGAUGAAGAAUGUUCUAAUAUGGCUAGGGAAGGAUUAAGAACAUUAGUAGUUGCUAAAAAAAGUUUGACAUCUGAACAGUUAGCUGAUUUUGAAAAACAGUAUCAUUUAGCUAAAAUGUCUUUAACUGAUAGAAAUGAAAAUAUGGCAAAUGUUAUAAAGAAAUUAGAAACUGAUUUACAAUUAAUUUGCCUUACAGGUGUUGAGGAUCGUCUUCAAGAUGAAGUUACACAAUCAUUAGAAUUAUUAAGAAAUGCUGGCAUUAAAGUUUGGAUGUUAACCGGUGACAAACUUGAGACGGCAAUUUGUAUUGCAAAGUCUUCAGGACUUUUUUCAAGAACAGACAAUGUUCAUGUUUUUGGUCAAGUACAAACACGAACAGAAGCACAUAGUGAAUUGAAUGCUUUAAGAAGAAAAAGUGAUGUUGCAUUAGUUAUGACGGGAUCUUCAUUAAAUGUCUGUCUUCAAUAUUAUGAAGCAGAAGUUGCUGAAUUAGUUUGUGGUUGUGUAGCAGUUGUCUGUUGUAGAUGUUCUCCAGAACAAAAAGCUCAAAUUGUUAAUUUACUUAAAAAAUAUAAAAGUCCUCAAAGAAUAGCUGCUAUCGGUGAUGGUGGUAAUGAUGUUUCAAUGAUUCAAGCAGCACAUGCUGGUAUUGGAAUUGAUGCAAAUGAAGGAAAACAAGCUUCAUUAGCUGCUGAUUUUUCAAUAACUCAAUUUAAACAUGUUUGUAGGCUUCUUUUAGUUCAUGGAAGAUUUUGUUAUAAACGAAGUUGUGCAUUAUCUCAAUUUGUAAUGCAUCGUGGAUUAAUUAUUUCUACAAUGCAGGCAAUAUUUUCGUGCGUUUUUUAUUUUGCUUCUGUCAGUUUAUUCCAAGGAUUUUUAAUGGUAGCUUAUUCUACUGUAUAUACAAUGCUUCCAGUAUUUUCAUUAGUUGUAGAUCAGGAUCUAACAGCAGCAAAUGCAUUAGCUUACCCUGAACUUUACAAAGAAUUACGUAAGGGAAGAUCACUUAGUUACAAAACAUUUUGUAUAUGGGUUAUUAUUAGUUUGUAUCAGGGUUCUGUAAUUAUGUACGGUGCAUUAAUAUUAUUCGAUUCAGACUUUAUUCAUAUUGUUUCAAUAUCAUUUACAGCUCUUAUAUUCACAGAACUUAUAAUGGUUGGAUUAACUAUUCAUACUUGGCAUUGGGCAAUGUUUGUUGCUCAGGCACUUUCAAUUUUCUUAUACAUAAUGUCAUUAUUAUUCAUGAAUAAUUUCUUCGAUCCUGAAUUUGUUCAAUCUGUUGUUUUUCUUACAAAAUCUGCAGUAAUAACAGCUGUGUCAUGUUUACCAUUAUACUUUAUCAAAUUACUUCGAAGAACUUUUUCACCUCCAUCAUAUGCAAAAGUUAAUUAA
Messenger RNA from Strongyloides ratti, 2799 nucleotides. Its product is annotated as Cation-transporting P-type ATPase family and Cation-transporting P-type ATPase, subfamily IV and P-type ATPase, A domain and HAD-like domain and P-type ATPase, cytoplasmic domain N-containing protein. Lineage: Eukaryota; Metazoa; Nematoda; Chromadorea; Rhabditida; Strongyloididae. The transcript has 2 exons. Gene Ontology annotation, biological process: retrograde vesicle-mediated transport, Golgi to endoplasmic reticulum; phospholipid translocation; endocytosis. The coding region runs from base 1 to 2799 and encodes 932 amino acids. Gene Ontology annotation, molecular function: magnesium ion binding; ATPase-coupled intramembrane lipid carrier activity; ATP hydrolysis activity. The record is from RefSeq and is a predicted model, not a curated record. Gene Ontology annotation, cellular component: trans-Golgi network; endosome; plasma membrane.